AUGAGCGCCGCGGACCCCGCGGACCCCGUGGCGCCCAAGGCCGCCGAGGCCGCCGGAGCCGCCGAGGCCUCGAAUGGCGCCGACGGUGCGCCGGAGCCGUGCGCUCCAGCGGCUGCGGCGACUGAGGGAACGACGACAGCAACGGCCCAGGCCACGGAUGCUUCUAGGGCUGCUGCAGAAAUGCCAGUGACACAAGCUGCAGCAGAAGCGAACGGUGCUGCGCCCACAAACUCGGAGUCGGAUUCGCCAUCGCGCCAGAAGGUUGACAUCGCUUCUGGUGACGCUCCAGAAAAGACAGUGACGUCAAGUGCAGCAGAAGGGAACGAUGCUGCGCCGACGAACUCAGAGGUAUCCGAUGUGUCAUCCAAACGCCAAAAGGCCGAUGAUCCCCCCACAGAGCCGGCCCAGUUUGCUGGGCCGAAGAGAUUGAAGGUCAGCGAUCUCCUCGGCAGCUUCGAGCGCACCCUGAAAGAGACCGCGCCACCCCCGCCGCAGGCGUCGCUCCUCUCGACGCUGCUGGCGCUGCCGUCGCUGGGCGCGGAGACGGCGACGGCGAUGUCGGCGCCGCUCGCGGAGGAGAAACCACGAGAGUUUGAUGGCAAACGCGUCCUGGUGGUGCGGCACGGAGAGGGCUUCCAUCAGCUCAAGGGCUACGCUCCAAAGGAGGGUGAUCUAUUAGGACCCGAGCUGACCAACAAAGGAAAGGAACAGGCAGACGCUGCCCAGAAGAUGAUUGCGUCGGAGCUGCAAAGGCUCGGUUUUCAGGAGGCAUCGCUCGAUAUGCUGGUGGUGAGCUCUAAUCUGCUACGUGCCGUGCAUACCGCGCUGCUGCUGAAGGAGGGCAAGUCCAAGGUGCUGGUCCAUCCCGCCUUGAGGGAAAGGAUCUUGGACUCCCGCGAUGAGCCCAGCGAGCUGAACCAUCUUCGAGAGUGGCUCAUGGAUCGCGAAUACGAUGAGCGGGUGGAUCUGGGUCUCUACGAACAGGCUCUGAUUGAAGCUGGUUCAAAGGCAACUGACUUUGCCUCGAUGGAACUUCAUGAGAUCUACCUUCGCAGUUGCCGCGCGAGCGAUCUUAAAGGAGACGCUUGGAAUGCGAAGCAAAACAAGGAGAUGCUGCAGGAACGCGCCGCGAGCUUCACUCACUGGUUGGAGGAGCACAGCUGCCAAGUGGCAGUCCUGGUGGGCCACGCCUGCUUCCUGGGGAUGCUCACGGGCGACAAGGAGUGGCUGGAGAAUGGAGAGGUACGGUCCUAUUCCCUGCAGCAGGGCUACUACACACGGCUGAGUAAAGCCAGCUCCAAGGAGGUAGCACGGCUACCACGUCCUGCGCCUGCGCCCAGUGCGGCGCCAAACAUCGGGAGCGUAGGCGUUUCGGGACUCAUCCCAGCCACAGGCGCGGCGGAAAGUUGGACAUUUUCUGCCAUGGACGACAAUGCCACUGCAGUUCUUGAGGAGGCUCGCAUUUGCGAGGCUGGUGGCUCCGGACAACUGCUGCCGUUGGGCGGGGAUUGGGAGAUUGGUCUCAAUCCAAGAGUGAGAAUGGUUCUCUACUUCAUCGGAUUGAUCUAUAGUUUCAUGGGCGUCAGCAUCGUGGCCGAUCUCUUUAUGUCGGCCAUUGAACGUGUCACCAGCGUGCAGCGAUGCGUCCAAAUCGGCACCUCCAAGAGGUUCUGUACAUCUCCAGUUUGGAACGAGACUGUGGCAACACUGACGCUGAUGGCGCUAGGGUCAUCUGCACCAGAGAUCAUGCUCUCACUGAACGACAUUGUGAAGCGUACCUUUGUUCAAGGCAAGCUUGGAGCGUCGACCAUCGUGGGCUCGGCAGCCUUCAACCUCUUUGUCAUUGUGGCGGUGUGCAUUAAUGCCAUCCCAGCAGGUGAGAGCAGACAAAUCAAACAGCGGGGUGUCUAUGCCAUCACUGCUUUGUUCUCCAUCUUUGCGUAUGUCUGGCUGCUUUUCAUUGUCGCUUUCAUCUCCAAGGAUGAGAUUGAACUCUGGGAAGGAGCUGUCACCUUUCUGUACUUCCCAGUCUUUGUACCUUGGUGCUGCAAAGACUUGGCUAUUCUCGGUGGCAAGUGGGAGCCGGGAUUUGAUGAAGAAGCCGACACCGGUCCCAAGACAUGGCUGGAGAAGUUUAAGGUGGAAAACUUCAAAGAAGAGGACUUGGACCCUGAAGAGAAGAGACGGAGAGAAGAGGAGGACAAGAAGCGCGAGGCAGCGAGGUUAGCCAAGGAACGGGAGCUGGGCAUCAACCGACCAGGGGAGACCCUGACCCGAAAGCAGCGCUGCCUACGACGUUGCUGUCGCCGUCGGCCGCCACCCCAAGCGGAGGAAGGAGACGUGGAGGCGAUGGUAGAGGAGGAGCACAACACCUAUCUUUCAGAUCCCAACAUCUUUUUGCUGGAUGAUGACGGAAAUCCUUUGGAAAACGAGUAUGGAAUUAUCACCUUCAGUAUGCAUUCUUUGACCAUCCGCGCUAAGAACGAGGAGCAGCACAUUCCAGUGCAAAUUGUGCGAAAGAAUGGCAACGAAGGCAAGGUCACCUGUACCUAUCGCCUGGAGCAAUUAUCUGCCAUCCCAGGCUUCGACUACGAAGACGAUGAGGGCGAAGUGCAAUUUCGCGACGGUGUGCAGAGCGCAGAGAUUACGCUGACAGUGCUGCCAAAGAAGCGGGGAGAGCGCAGCGAUCGCUUCCAAGUAGUACUGGAGGAACCCACGGGUGGAGCGGAGUUCAACCCCGACUUCGAUGGUGGAGAGGAGUGCCAACGCUUGACCGUUAUCGUUGAGAACGAGAUCAGAGGAGGUUCGUGUCUGACGGCCCUCAUCGACUCGAUCGUGAACCUCGAUGAGCUACGGCAGGGCACCUCACUAUGGAAGGACCAGGUGCUGGAGAAUGUCUAUGUCGGAGGCAGCAAGGAAGAACAGGAUCAGGCAGGUGCACUGGAUUGGUCCGGGAGCCCAGUGAGCCCAGUGACCAAAGGGCUGAACCACUUGAUCUGGCUACCCUGGACCUUCACCUUUGCACUGCUGACACCACCACCUGCCUAUCUGGGUGGUUGGAUCUGUUUCUUCAUCUCCUUGAUGCACAUCGCCUGGCUCACGAUCAUCAUCGGCGAUUUGGCCGAGCUCUUCGGGUGCGUUGCCAACGUGGACGACAACAUCACCGCCAUCUCCUUUGUAGCCUUGGGGACUUCUGUUCCGGACCUCUUUGCCUCGAUGACGGCAGCACGGCAAGAUCCAACGGCAGAUGCGUCCAUCGUGAACGUUACCGGCAGUAAUUCCGUGAACGUCUUCCUUGGCAUUGGAAUGCCAUGGCUCUUCGCCUCCUUCUACUGGUAUUUGCAGGGGACCACUUUUGCUGUGAAAUCACAGGGUAUGAGCUUUAGCGUACUGGUGUUCACAUGCGGCGCCUGCGUGACUCUUUCAGUCAUUCAGAUCCGGCGCUGGAAGUUCGGUGGAGAGUUGGGUGGUCCGGUGGAUGCAAAGGCCUACUCCUCGUUCCUGCUGGUGGUUCUCUGGCUCUCCUACAUUGGUCUGUCAGUGUGGAAAUUUGAGAACAUGGAGGCCCCGUUGACACAGGUUCCUCACCCCAAAAUCAUUGAAGCCAUGCCCCGCUGCACCGAUAUCGACGAUGUGCACUUGGAAUGGGAUGCGGAUCAAACAUUGAGGGAUUUCCUUCGUAAUGGGAAUCAAAUCUUGGAAGCUCCAUUGUGCCAAGACAUCUCAAGUUGCAUUAAGCAUGAAGCCCUGUUGAUCCCCAUACUUCAAAAAAUGGCUGAGCGGGAACAUCGUGAUUUGCCAGCCAUCGAACAGGUGAGGAAGUUCCAACGUCUUGUGCUGAUUUUGGACCCACUUCUUGAGGACAUGAGACCUGAUGAUGAGGAUGCUUGGGAUUCAUCUUCUAGUAGUGAGUCGGAUGCGGACAAUGGAAAUGACGGUGAUGUCGGUGCACCUCCGGGUUCAGGGUCAGAUGACGCCCAUUCAGCUGAAGCAGCUCCACCAGCCCCGGUUGUUGAGGUUCUUCCAGUUGAGGCGCCAGCAGUGGAGGUUGGUGCAGUUCCGGCACCUUCAGCUGAGGUUGCUCCACUUCCAGCACCUUCAGUUGAGGUUGCUCCAGUUCCACCACCUUCAGUUGAGGUUGCAGUUGCUUGUGACGCCCUGCGAGCUAAGCGUGCUGCAAUUGAGGAGAAAUUGGCAAAGUCUCUUGGAGGAAUGGAGUUGUUGGAUUUCCUCUUGGAACUGGUUCCAUGCAUCUUUGGGUGUUGA
Molecule: messenger RNA, 4266 nt
Organism: Cladocopium goreaui
Lineage: Eukaryota; Dinophyceae; Suessiales; Symbiodiniaceae
Source: the annotation of a GenBank genome assembly